AUGAGAGCUGGUGUGAAACAAAAAGUAAUCCUGCAACCAUUUGCGACAUGUAUUUGUACAUUAAUCAUUUCCGUGCUGUGUGUUCAAGCUGCACAUCAGUCACUCCCAUGCGACAAGUCUCGUAAGGUUUAUUCAAAUUCAUGGGGUGUAAUCACACAUGGCCCAUCGGGAUCCAACUACACGCAAGACUCCCAUUGUGAAUGGCUCAUUAAAGCAAAUAGCAGUCAUCAGUUCAUUACUUUGAACUUUAAGACAAUGGGUACAGAAUGUUCAUACGAUUAUAUAUUUGUAUAUGAUGGUGAUUCCUUCCAGUCAAGUCUCCUGGGAAGUUUUAGUGGAAAAACAGAACCGCAGCAAAUAACUGCAUCAUCUGGUGCUAUGUUAAUUCUACUCUACAGUGAUGCAAAUUAUGUGCUGGAUGGUUUCCGUGCUGAAUACUCAAUUACUGAUUGCCCCAACAAUUGUACAAGACAUGGAGUAUGUGUUGGACAUAUGUGUGUCUGUGAGGCUGACUGGCGUGGUAAAGACUGCAGUAAGGAACUAUGUCCUGAUGAAUGUGGAAGCAAAAGACAGAGGGGCCGCUGUGACCAUGGGAAAGGCUGCAGCUGUCAUCCUCAGUACUCUGGAGAAGCUUGCAGCUUAGAUAAAGCUGAUAACAAAGGCAACAGGUGGCAUUGGCUGUCACGUGCUGAAUCUGGAUUCUCUGCUCGGGCUGCACAUACAGCAGUUUAUUACAAUGAAACAGACUCACUUUAUGUAUUUGGUGGUUACGAUCUGAAUAAAGUGUUGGGUGAUAUGGUGGUCUAUAAAUUCAAAGCAAGUCGCUGGGAAGAUGAAUAUGGAAAUGUGAUAGAUGGAACAUCUACACUUAAAUUACUUAGCCCACAACAGUUGAAAGAGGUUGUUCAUGCAGGAAAGGAGGAGCUGUGGGCCCUGCAACAAAGGAAUUCUUUUCUUGGCAAUAUUUUGCUUGCUAUAUCAGAAAAUUCAACAAUAAUUUCACAUCCUCAACCACCAAGAGAAAUAUCAAGAUACCGUGCAAGAUUGGGUAGGGAUUUAAGGCAUCUUCUGAGAAUGGAAAGAGAUACUUCUGGUGGCCCUUCAGACAGUGAUAAUAAUGGAAAUGAGGAAAUUGAUAAUAUGAGAACUGCGAACUUAUAUGAUGGCAAGGAGAGUGUUCUCACAUCAGUAGCAGAAGAGCAGCCUCUUCAUAAGAUUCCUGGGUUUGAAGAGUACAUUGUAACGGAUGCCCACACACGGGAUCAAAAGCCUCACUUUCCUGUGAAGCCAUCAGCAAGAUACGGCCAUGCUGCCUGUGGGUAUCCUGGAGGCUUCGUCCUUUUUGGUGGAAAACUUGCUACCGGGGAACUCUCCAGUGAGCUGUGGUACUACAAUGUGAAACAACGCAACUGGUCACUCAGGGCAUUCGAUUCAACAGUAACCCCACCAAAAUUAACUCGCCAUACACUUACCCAUGAUACAAGGAGAAACUACAUUUAUCUGUUUGGUGGAAGUACAGAGAAUGGAGAAUUUUCGUCAAAACUUUUCAGCAUAAAACUGAAUUUUGAUAAUCCAGAAGAUGAACAGUGGUCUGAGAUACAUGCACGUGGUGGAAAGGAGCUAGAUGUCCGAAUGGUUGCACAUACAACUGUAUACCACCCACAAACAAACUCUUUGAUUGUCUAUGGAGGCAUUGUGGUAGGUGUUGCUCGUUUCUCAAAGCUGAGUGAUAGAAUGUUUUCCUUUCAACUGGAUAGCAAGCAUUGGUCAGAGGUUCAUUACCCUCGGGCCCAUCUCCGUGACACCUAUGUUCCACGGGAGAGAGCAUUUCAUACAAGCACUAUUAUAGGAAAUUAUCUGGUUGUGUUUGGAGGAUAUUCUCAUCGCCAUAACAAAGAGGAAAUUUGCUAUGACAGUCACAUGUACUUAUACCAUCUGGGCUGUCAUACUUGGGUUAGCCAUGAUAUUUUAGGCGUGAGUGACAAAGCCCAAGACUACCGUUAUCCUAAGCAACAAGGUGUUUUUGCUCAUGCAGCAGAUGUUAGGAAUGGAAAUACAUUGCUUAUUGUUGGUGGUUAUCAUGGAAAUGUGAAUGCUGACCUUUUGGCUUAUGUCUUACCACCAAUGCUGGCCAGCAGGGAAGGUGAAACUUACGAAGCGGAACAAGUAUGUGGCAGACAUCGAAGUUUCAUGGAAUGCACAGCAAAUCCAGAAUGUGGUUGGUGUUCAGCAGAUGAAGUGUGCUAUGGUCGAACAAUUGGAAUAAACUGCACAACAAAUCUACAAACAACUCGUUGUCCUGGGAUAUGUCCAGCUUUGGGAGACUGUCAUUCUUGCUUGAUACAUGGAACAAUGACAAAUCCAAGUGAUCAGAUACCAAAUAAUCAGUAUUCAUCUGCUGCACCAGUAUCGUCCGUUGCCUCUAAGUUAAAUCUUGGUCAGUGUACUUGGUGUGUCCAGAAUGCUCGCUGUCACCACAAAGACGAUAAUUUUGGUGUUUGCGGGCUGAGAGAGGACACACCAUCCCAAGUUCCUGGCUGGUGGGGACCUAAGGGUACGGAGAUAAAAAGAGUUGAAGAAUGUCGAGAACUGGACAGAAGACCUGGACUAACUUUCCUUAAAUAUAAGCACCCCGCCAACUGGUCACAGCCUGACUCGGUUACAAUAAUAAAUGCAACUACUGUUGAUUUCAAUAUGGUUGCUACUAACACACUAAUGGAGAAAAAUUUAGAUGGAGAAAUAAUUGCAAGAUUAUUAGGAUUUCUUCGUCCACCAGAUGUUUGGGGUGAUGGAAAAGAGACAUUGCGCAUGUGUGCCAGUUAUUCAUCAGCCAUUUUGCGAAUGUCUCGUGGAAAUGUUUCUUCUGAAAAUGUGCUGGAUGUGGUUGGGAACUUGACAGCUGAUGCUUCCCAGUGUGUCACUGCACAAUGGCAGAAUGGGACCCCUGCUGUGCUUUAUCCAGGUCGUUAUUUGGUGGAUUUUGAAUCAAGGAACAACGUGAGCAAUGGUCCUCAUCAACAAUCAAAAAUGGAACUUCUGCAUAAUAAAAGUCAAGAAAAUGCUAAGGUAUUCACAUUCGAUUAUUUAGAACCAUAUGAGAAUGGCUCUUGCCAUUUAUAUACAAACUGCUUGCACUGUUUGGAAGAUUCCCUUUGUGGAUGGUGUGAUUUAAACCAACGAUGCAUGUCUAGAAAGUCAAAUGAGUCAGAAGAAUGUGUAUCCCCCGCAUUACCAAAUGAAUGGCGCUACCUUACUCUGCUUCCAUCAAGUUGUGCCAAUUGUUCCAACUAUAUUUCCUGUGAAAGUUGUGUUAGCAGUGGCCUUUGUGAAUGGUGGACAGAGGAUGCUCGUUGUGCAAGGAAAGGGAGAUCACAAGAUGCUGUGAUACAGCAGUCAGAGUGUCCUAUGCCCUGCCACCUGCGAAGAAACUGUUCUCAGUGUUUGGAUGACAGAGGGCGAUGUGUGUGGUGUGAAACAAAACAGGAGUGUUUCUCGUUUUCUAUAUAUACCUCUGAGUACCAGUUUGGACAGUGUCGGGAGUGGGUGGACCAAGUUUAUGUGUUGGCACCUAAUCCUCAAGGACGUGGAAAGCAUGUGGGACUACAAAGCAAUAAUCAGUGCAAGUCUUGCAAGAGGCACACAAACUGUUCCAGUUGUCUACAAAGUUUGGGUUGUGGAUGGUGCUAUAGCCAGGAAAACCCCAUUUUGGGAGUGUGUGUUGAGGGAGAUUUUAGCCAUCCCCAUAUUGACUCCUGCUCUGCUGCAGUAAAUUUGUAUCAUAACACAACACUAGAUAUGAAUGGAACAAGAUGGUCAUAUGCAAUGUGCCCUGACGUGGAUGAAUGUGAUUUGGGACUCGAUGAUUGUCAUCCAAAUGCUGAAUGUACUAAUACACAUGGUUCCUACACUUGCAAGUGCAAACAAGGAUUUAUAGGAGAUGGGAUUCAUACCUGUGUAAAGACUUGUGACAGUGAUUGCAUCCAUGGGUACUGUGGUGGUCCUCCAGAUUAUGUCUGUAAAUGUGAGCUUGGCUGGACAGGUGAAGACUGUGGUAUUAAUUGUGGUUGCAACAAUCACUCUACUUGUUUAGAAGGUGUUGGGAAAUGUGACAGUUGCCAUGAUUGGACUGAAGGAGAAUUUUGUCAGUUUUGCCGGCCAGGAAGUUAUGGUAAUGCAACCAGUAGUGGUUGUCAGUUAUGCAAUUGUAAUGAGCACGGGAACUAUAGUAAAGGAAUAUGUGAUCGUCAGACAGGCGAAUGUUUUUGCCAAGACAAUACAGAAGGUCAAAAUUGUGAAAGAUGUAAGAAGGGCUAUUAUGGUGAUCCAAGACAUGGAGGCAUGUGUUAUUAUGAGUGUGCAUCUCGGGGAAUGCUCACUGGAUUAGAAAGUCAAGGAUUAGGCAGCCGUCUUGGACAACUAACUCCAUGGGAACAACGCCAACGUACUAUACCAAUUCAUGAAUGCCUGUGGAUUGUAAGCCCAUUUGAUGUUCAGAACAAGUCUGUAACCUCUCAUCCAAGCCAGUCCAGUGUGGUGCAGUUUACAAUCCAUGAUGAUAUUAAUGUCAGCUGCCAGGAAAAUAGCAUUUAUGUUUAUGAUGGUUUACCAGAUUUCAUGUCAGCAUCAGGCAGCCAUCAGAAUCAUGUACUGGGAGUAUUUUGCUCAGCAGAUACAGAAUACCCUGUAACUGUUGAGGCAAAAUCAGGUAUUUUAACAGUUUAUUAUAAACAAGCUGACUUGUCAGAGGGAUUUAAUGCCAGUUACACAGUGAAGACAUGUGAGAAAGACUGUAGUGGAAACCAUACUUGUCAUAAUGAUCAGUGUGUUUGUAAAGAUGGCUGGACUGGAUCUAAUUGUUCCAUUGUCAUGUGUCCUCGAAACUGUAGUGCCAACAAAAGUCAAGGUGUUUGUGACAAAGCAUACGGCCAGUGUAUAUGCAGUGCAAAUUUUGGCGGCGAGGACUGUUCUGUGGAGCUAAAUAAUACACAGCUAGUGUUUACACAACUGUUUGACACUAAUCGAAUAUCUGAUAGUUUGGAGCAUUUACGAAAAACUAUUCCACGCUUUGGCCAUAGUGUAGUGGCAGACAGGAGAGGUUCAUUGUGGAUGUUUGGAGGCUAUUCACUGUCUAAUGGACCACUUAAUGACAUCAGAUUGUUUGAUACAAGGAACAAUACAUGGAUACCUGUCACAGUAGAUUCCACCAGAGAUGUAAAUAUGCCACAGGGCCGCUAUUUUCAUGCAGCUGAAAUUGUGCACACAACCCAAGACAUUUAUGUAUAUGGUGGCUUAGCAGAAAAGGAACAUGUAACAGGCUUAUCACGAAACGUAUUGAAUGAUUUUUGGAAAUUCAGCCUUAAGAACCAAAGAUGGACUGAUAUUAAGAUUGAAAAAUGUCCACCUCCACUUGCUGGCCAUACACUGACUUUGCACCGUGGACUCUCAAGUGAGUCUGAAAGCUUGGUGUUGAUUGGAGGAUUCAACCCCAAAUAUGGAUUUAUGGAUGUCAUUUGGGAAUAUGAUAUUGGUUCAAAUAUAUGGAACAGCCUGAAUACUUCAGGAAGUGGACCCAUAGGAAUUUAUGGCCAUAGCACUGUAUACCAUAACCCAACAGAAAGCUUCUAUGUAUUCGGAGGCUAUAUAUUUGAUUUCAACAGCUCAUUUAUAUCAAAUAAGCUCUACUCUUUUCAUUAUCCAUCACAGAAGUGGUCAGUUCUUCCAACCUUUGAGGGUUAUAAUCCAGCAUCGGACCUCUUGCCUCGGGCAAGAUUUUUACAUUCUGCUAUUACAACUGAUGACUAUAUGAUUGUAUUUGGUGGAAGAACAAAUCCACACAAUACCACAGAUUCUCUUAUGGCAUACUCAUAUAUAUGCAACUACUGGAUCAGAUUAUUGGCUAAAGAUGUUCAUGUAGUCGGUUCCCCUCCACCAGCCACAUAUGCUCACGGUAUGACAUAUGACCCUGAAAAUGGCGCAGCAUAUGUAAUUGGUGGUUUUGACGGAGGAGUGCAAAGUCUCGUAAUAAAAAUUGUAUUUCCCAGAGAUCUCUGUAACUUAUUGACAAGUAAGGACAGAUGUAUUACAUCUGUGGGUUGUUCAUACUGUGAAGUGGCACAUAAGUACGGAGAAACUACUUCAGUGUGUUAUUCAAACAGCCAGCCACUUGCUGACAGUUGCGAGAGCUCCAAUGGAACCAUUAAAACCAACAAUGGUGUUAUGUGUAAUGCAGAAUGGUUUGCAGGAAGAACAUGUGAGCAGUAUCAAAGCUGCACCGACUGUCUUGCAAAGUGGCCUAGCUACUCCACAGAAAUGAAGGUAUGUGGUUGGUGUGCAAAUUGUAAUUCUCCAAAAUGUGGAGCAGUGGAGGACUUAGAGGACAAAAAAGACACCAAAGAAAGAAUUACUGAUGUUGAACAGUGUCCAGAGAAAAUGUGUCCAGCAUCUGACUGUGAAAAGUGCCUAGAUACAGGUUCAUGUAUCUGGACUAGACAGGUGCAGCAACAUUCUGAUGAUUUCAGAGCAUUAGUGAAUCAGGAACCUAUUUUUAACUGGAGUUGUGUGCCUGAUAGUAUUCCCAAAAGGUCGUCCAUAAAAAUUGAGUCAGCUCCACCGGCUUCUUGUCCGAAUCGCUGCAGUGAGUACAAGGAUUGUCAGAGUUGCUUGAACACUACGGGAUCUGAAGGUGGAUGGCACGAAUGUCGUUGGUCAGUGCAACUUAAUGAGUGUAUUUCCCCUAGUUACCAACCUCUGUACUGUGCUGGUGGUGUAUGUGGUCUGGUAUUAAGAGGUGAUGACAUUGAUCAAUGUCCAGAACAGUGUUCUUCAUUCACACAGUGCUCAACUUGUCUGAAGCAUGCACAUUGUGGGUGGUGUGCUCUUUCAAUGAGUAAUGUCACAGGGCUUGGAGUGUGCACUGAAGGAUCCCUUGACAGUCCUUCAGAUAGACCUUCCCAGGAAACAUGCCGUGCACUCUACUAUAAGCAGCAAGCUGAAAUGUCAGAACAGUUGGGCCUGAACAGCUCUUCGGUGGUAUUGGCAAGCAAAAAUGCAUCUGACUGUUCAGAGGAUGACCUAGAUUGCCCUACAUUUUCAUGGCAUUAUGUGAAAUGUCCUCCAGAGAAUGAGUGUCUAAAUAACCACCAUACAUGUGACAAUAAGUCAGAGAUAUGUGUAGAUGCUGUGGAAGGAUUUACUUGUGUAUGUGGACAAGGAUAUAAGGAAGAAAGAUCUACAUGUGUACCAGUAUGCUCUAAAGGCUGUGUUAGAGGUGUGUGUGUUGAACCCAAUAUCUGUCACUGUGACUUUGGGUAUGUUGGAUCAAACUGCAGCAUUCAGUGUCAGUGCAAUGGACAUUCAAACUGUGCUGGACCAGACAGACUUGAUGAAUGUAUUGAAUGUCAUAACAAUACACAGGGACGUCAAUGUGAAAAGUGUAAGCCUCUUUAUGUUGGUGAUCCAACAAAUAAUGGCCAGUGUGUGCCUUGUUAUGAAUUCUGCAAUGGACAUGCCGAUAUAUGCGUUGACGUUAAUAUGGCGACAAAGGUAUUUCGUCCGGAUCAUGAGCUACGAUAUCUCCUUGAUCAAUUACAUGAAGGUCCAACAAAUUUAGCUAAAUGCAUAAAUUGUGCAAAUAACACAACAGGUGACCGAUGUGAUGAAUGCAUAUACGGUUAUUUCAGAGGAUCCACAGAUGCUUCUGUAGCUUGUCGGCAAUGUGAGUGCCAUGGUCAUGGAGAUACAUGUAAUCCAGUAACAGGAGAAAAAUGCAAUUGCCAAGAUAAUACUGAGAGUGAUGUGUCAAACUGCAUUAGCAACAUUGGUAGUCUUGGUAAAACUAGCCCAAGUCAACAAGGCCAACCACCUCCAUGUUGGACGCAACAGUGCACAAAAUGUAAGGAGUCAUAUAUGGGAACACCUAAAGACGGUCACCAGUGCUAUAAGCACAUGCUUGCAGACUCACAGUUCUGCUUUGAUGCCAAACAAGUUGAAGAAUGCAGAAUGAAGCCUCACCCUCUGAAGCCAGGAAAGGUGUCGUUUUUUGCUAUACAACCAAAAUUUCUGAAUGUGGACAUACGUGUCAUUGUAGAUGUGACUCAAGGAGCUCUAGAUUUCUUUCUCAGUGCAAGUGAAAAAACUUUCAUUGUGAGGAAUAUCAGUGGAGAACAGAAGGUUGACCUGGACAAACUAUUCCAAUACUCAUUAGUGGAUACCACUGAUAACGCAGCGACUGAAAUAAGAAUGCUUGAUGAUCCACUGCCAGUUUACACUGCAGAAGUGAUUCGAAAUAAUCUUUGGCGAAAGCACAAACUUCUCAUUCUUGAAGCUCUUCCAGAAAGUCUUACAACAUAUAUAACAGUGACAGAGAAAAAUACGAUAUUAAUUGUGCGUAAUGUACAUAACAGAUUGGUCUUAACAUUGCCCCAAGAUAGCCAUGAACUCAACAUGACAAAGUUUUACAUGGCUCUUGUUGCAAGCACGUCUGGGAACAAUACUUCCAAUGUCGCAUAUGGUACAAUAUUUUUCAGACAAGACCAACUUCACAUAGACUUAUUUGUUUUCUUUUCGGUCUUUUUCUCUUGCUUCUUCCUCUUUCUUGCUGCCUGUGUUGUAGCAUGGAAAGCCAAACAAGCAGCGGACUUACGACGGGACCGCCACAGACACGCUGUUGAAAUGUUACACAUGGCGAAAAGGCCAUUUGCAUCUGUUACUCUACUUCUGGAUUCUCUAAAUGAUGACAGUGACCAGCUGCAGAUGCUGCCAUCUCCUUCAUCAGCACAGUCACCUCAUAGGAGGAGGUUGCGGAAGCAGCCACCUGUUACUGUGGGAGACGUAAGACCAGUUGCUGUUGAACCAACAGAUGAUGGUGUCGCUGCUGUUGGGACACUGUUUGUUCAGCUCCCAGGGGGAUCUGAUGCACCUGUUCGUUUAGCAUUAGCAUCGUCACUUAUUCUUCUCGCACGUGUUUAUCCUUUAAAUGGAAGAGCAUUUCUUAGGCGCAGAAGUAGUCAUGCACCGACAUAAGAUGUAUAACAGUAUUUCUUACAAUUUGCAGAAUGUAGUGUACACAGAUCAGAACCCGUGCAGUCAUUUUCAAAUACAUAUCUUCUGUACCAAAGGACUCACAUUCUUCCUCAUGUCCAUUCCAAACAUUUUGUUUGAAACAGCAAGUAUUAUUACAGAAGUUAUAGUUGUGUGGCCUGCUAGUUUUUGGGUUUGAGUAAUCAGUAAGCUAUGCACAAAGUAUUUCUAAGACCUGUGACUGUGAAACAAAAUAUAUGUAAUAAUGCUGGAGCACUUCUGUUCCUUAAGUUCAGGUUAGGAAUAAAAACAACUGAAUGCAGAGGAAAUGUUGCAUGUUUAAAUUUUGUUCUGAGAAGGUCGUCAUAAAAAUUCUGGAAUUAAUAUGUACAUUUUUGAAUUGUAAAUAAGAUAACUCCCACAACUACUUAAAUAAUGAAAUGAAACAUGCAUCUGCUUUAAAAACUUGUUAGAUAUGUAGAUUAGUAUCUAAUGAAAAGGCAAGCUCUCUGUGUUAUUUUUUUCUGAUUAAUGAUGGUACCUAUAUUAGUAAGAUUAUUCUAUAAUAAUUUUCUCCAUAUUGAGAUUUUGAGUCACUCCACCACUGUAUGGUAGCUGGUGAACAGAACAGUCCAUUUGCAAACAGUUUUAGUAAGAACGACCAGUUUUGACAGUAAAGAAUGUCAUUUAAAGCAGCUACAGAUACCUGAAUAAUAAAUAAGCAACAAUAUGUGAGUAAUAAAGUGUAAGGGAGAUAAUCAAACAAAGGAAAAUCUGGGAUGAAAUAAUGACAAUAUUAUGAAAAGGAUGGAUUGAUACUCACCAUGUAGGCACAACAAAAGGACUUUCAAACUAGUAAGCUUUCAGCCAGAAAGACCUUCACUGGAAUUGAGAAAAAACACACACAAAUGCAAAUGCAACUCUAACAAACAUGACCACAAUCGUGGGCUGCUGUUUGCAGUCUUGACCUCAGCAGCCAGAGACUGUGGUCAUCUGUGUGUGAGCUGCUUUUUCAUGAGUGUGUGUAUAAGUGUUCUCUAAUUCCGAUAAAGGCCUUUCUAGCCAAAAGCUUGAUUGUUUGACAGCCUUUUUGUUGUCCUUAUGUGUGACUCAGGAUCCUGUCUAUAUGGUGAGUAGCAAUCUAUCCUUUUCAUAAUUUUACUGUAA
Molecule: messenger RNA, 10185 nt
Organism: Schistocerca cancellata (South American locust)
Lineage: Eukaryota; Metazoa; Arthropoda; Insecta; Orthoptera; Acrididae
Gene: Megf8
Product: multiple epidermal growth factor-like domains protein 8
Exons: 40
Coding region: 1-9021 (3006 amino acids)
Molecular function (GO): calcium ion binding; protein binding
Source: RefSeq, a predicted model, not a curated record